AUGAGGAUUGUUUUUCUUGGGAGAUCUCUUGAAGGUGAAAACAAACUUUCUGAUUACAACCUAACCGAAUGUAGCAAACUCCAUCUUGUUUUGAGACUCAGAGGUGGUGGUAUCAGUCAAUUUGCAAUCGAUAACAAUUUAUUAUCACCUGGUUAUGAUUAUGACUUUCGUAAUAUCAAUGACACCAAAGCCGGUCGAACUUAUAAAAGAGGUGGAAUGGUGUACAAACGUCCAUGUGGAUAUAUGCGAUAUGCACUGAAUGUAAUUGGAAAGUUUGAUAAUGGUAAUGACACCUGGCUUGGUUCAUCAAAUUCCCCAGGUGAAUGGGCAGUCUCUUAUCAUGGCACCGACCCCAAAUUUGCAGAUCCAAUCAGUAAAAAUGGAUUUAAAGUCGGUACAAGAAAUCUCUAUGGUAGGGGUGUCUAUUGCAGUCCAGAUGUACAAGCAGCUGCUAUAUAUUCAACAAAAAAGACUGAUAGUAAUUCUCGAAAGUACAAAAUAGUCUUUCAGAAUCGAGUGAAGACUUCUUCCAUUAAACUGGCAAGUGACAAUGGUGGUCCUUCUAAUUAUUGGUAUAUAGAAGAUCCUCGAGACAUUCGUCCUUAUGGGAUUUUAGUUUUAGAAUGCUCUUAA
This is a messenger RNA of Entamoeba invadens IP1, 633 nucleotides long. RefSeq lists its product as hypothetical. Lineage: Eukaryota; Evosea; Mastigamoebida; Endamoebidae. The transcript has a single exon. Gene Ontology annotation, molecular function: protein binding. The record is from RefSeq and is a predicted model, not a curated record. Bases 1 to 633 code for a protein of 210 amino acids.